Gongylonema pulchrum is the source of this 738-nucleotide messenger RNA. The record is from the annotation of a GenBank genome assembly. NCBI's taxonomy places the organism in Eukaryota, Metazoa, Nematoda, Chromadorea, Rhabditida, Gongylonematidae.
AUGUCUGAAAAAUUGCAGAGCGACGGAGGCGCUCGAGUAACAGGUUACGUUGUUGAAAAACGUGACUUGACUAAAGAUGAAUGGACAGAAGUAGCAACAUCGGUCAAGGAUACUAAUUAUUUGGUUGGUGACUUGUUCGAAGGGCACGAAUAUGAAUUUCGAGUCAGUGCGAUCAAUGAAAAUGGACAAGGCCCACCACUAGUUGGCGAUCAGUCGGUGAUUGCACGUCUGCCUUUUGAUCCACCAUCAUCUCCAGGAAAACCCGAGAUCACAGACAUUAAUGAAGAUUUUCUAACACUGAGCUGGAUUCGUCCACAGUCCGACGGAGGUGGCCGUAUCCGAGGCUACCUGAUUGAGAAGAAGGAAGCAGGAAGCGAUGUCUGGCAGAAAUGCAAUCAUAAUCCAAUUCCAUCAACAUCUUACAAUGUAACAAAUCUAAUUGAGGAUCGUGAUUACGAAUUUCGUGUAUAUGCAGUUAAUGAUGCAGGGAAUUCGGAACCCUCUGUCAGCGACAUCAUCAAAUAUUCAUAUUCACCGACUGGGCAAGCGCCGGAAAUUAUUACGCCGUUAGUCGAUCUUUACGGCGAACAUGGACGAUCUGUGACAUUUGAAUGUGUGAUAACUGGUAAUCCACGACCUGAAUACCGCUGGUACAGAGGUCUGCGAGAGCUCACGGAAACUUCUAAAUACAGCAUCUAUGAUAAGGGCGACACUCAGGUAUGUUACCAGUCCAAGUAA